Pyrenophora tritici-repentis Pt-1C-BFP is the source of this 2148-nucleotide messenger RNA. Its product is annotated as Superfamily I DNA and RNA helicase and helicase subunit. Lineage: Eukaryota; Fungi; Ascomycota; Dothideomycetes; Pleosporales; Pleosporaceae. Gene Ontology annotation, molecular function: 5'-3' DNA helicase activity; ATP hydrolysis activity. The record is from RefSeq and is a predicted model, not a curated record.
AUGCCUAAAUUCACGGAUAUCCCAUCGUUCGCUGCAUCGCAGCUCACGCUACUCGACGCCGAACUUCAAGCCGAACUGUCAGAGACCAAUGUGCUCCUCUCCUCACACACCCCUACUUCCCUUGCGCGUGCCGGUCUCGCGAUCCUGAACCUUAAUGUCUCCUCUAUACGCACGGGGCUCGGGGGUAAGACCGUGGUCGAGCUGGGAUUAGACUCGGCAGUCGUGGCUAAAGGCGAGAAACCGGAUAUACCUGAACACGGGAUCCGCGUGGGCGAUAUAGUAGCGGUACAAGAUCAGCCUAGCGGAAGCGCAAAGAAGACGGAGAAGAAAGAAUUGGAAAAGAAGGGCGCUUCGGGUGUGGUCUUGAAGGUGCGCCGGGAAAAUGUGGAGAUUGUACUUGACAAGGAAGAUGCGGAUGUGCCGACGGGCGGCAAGUUGUGGAUGAUGAACCAGACGAUGAGCAGACUUCAGAAGCUCGGAGAUCAGGAUUACACUCCCUUUAUGCGCGUGCUUUUCGGACAAACAUCGCCAACGCCUCUGCCAUUAGAUCUCAAUGAUCCCUCUAACCCUCUACAUAAUCUUGAAUGGAACGAUCCAUCACUCAAUGACAGCCAGCAAGAAGCUAUCAGGUUUGCACUAGCUUCGAGGGAAGUCGCUUUGAUUCAUGGCCCGCCAGGCACAGGCAAGACACACACUCUCAUAGAGCUCAUCUUGCAGCUGCUGAAGCAAAAGCUUCGUCUGCUAGUAUGUGGCCCAUCAAACAUAUCAGUUGAUAACAUCGUCGAGCGGCUGGCCUCGCACAAGGUCCCUAUGGUUCGCUUAGGGCACCCUGCAAGGCUGCUACCGUCAGUGCUGAACCACUCCCUUGACGUACUGACGCGAACGUCAGAGGCCGCUGCAUUAGUUCAAGAUGUUCGCAAAGAGAUGGAUGAUAAACAGUCUUCCAUUCGCAAGACUCGCAAUGCAAAGGAGCGACGUCAGAUCUAUACCGAGCUAAAAGAGCUGAGGCAAGAGUUCAGAGAGCGAGAAAAGGGAUGCGUGAACAACCUGGUCAGUGGGAGCAAGGUUGUCCUUGCUACUUUGCACGGUGCGGGAGGCUUCCAUCUCAAAGGGCAGGAGUUCGACGUCGUCAUCAUAGACGAGGCCAGUCAAGCCCUAGAAGCGCAGUGCUGGGUACCCUUGCUGUGGGUCAAAGCGAGCAAACUGGUUCUGGCUGGAGAUCACCUUCAGCUCCCGCCGACGAUCAAGUCUUUGAACUCGAAGGAAUCGAAAGCGGCAAAGAAAGAUGCAAAGAAGAGCACGGACAAGACAGGCGAUGCAGAGAAGCCUGCUAUUAAUACGACACUAGAAACUACACUCUUCGACAGACUACUGGCCUUGCACGGUCCGUCGAUCAAACGCAUGCUAACUACGCAAUACCGGAUGCACGAGAAAAUCAUGCGGUUCCCAUCUGAUGAAUUGUACGAUUCGAAACUGAUUGCAGCCGAAUUCGUCAAGGAGCGGCUACUGAAGGACCUACCAUACGAAGUUGAGGAUACAGAAGAUACCCGAGAGCCGCUAGUCUUCUGGGACACACAGGGAGGUGACUUUCCCGAAAAGAUUGAGGAUGAAGGCGUGAUUGGUAAGGGUGGCAAAGGCAUGAAUCUCGGUGACAGCAAGUCGAACGAGGCGGAGGCGGCCUUGGUGAAGAUGCAUGUGAGUAAUUUGAUCAGUGCUGGGGUGAAGGCGGAGGACAUUGCGGUUGUUACGCCAUACAAUGCACAGCUCGCAUUGCUUGGUGGCAUGCUGAAAGAAGCAUACCCUGGAAUUGAACUGGGGUCCGUCGAUGGAUUCCAGGGGCGAGAGAAGGAGGCAGUGAUUGUCAGCACAGUACGAAGCAAUUCGGAGCAUGAGGUUGGGUUCUUGGGCGAGAAGAGACGCCUCAAUGUGGCGAUGACACGCCCAAAGCGACAUCUCUGUGUGAUCGGAGACUCGGAUACCAUCAGCAAGGGGACCAAGUUUCUGAAAGAUUGGAUGCAGCACCUCGAAGACGAUGCGGAUCUGAGGUACCCCAAUCUGGCAGACGUCGGGGUUUUCAAGUCGGGGCAUGACCAUUAUGGUGUGUUUAUUGCGUCGAAGCUAUACGCCCACAAGCAGCUGGUACAGUAG